AUGAGUUUCCUCGGCGAUCUCGUCAACACGAUUGGUGGCGACAAAGCUCCUGCGCCGCCUAUCAGACCUUCUUCGAGACCAGCGAGCACGAAUGCUCCAUUGUCCUUACUUUCGAAGAGUGCGCCUUCUACACCAUCCGGAGCACCGAAUGCCAAGCCGGUCUACAAAGGAACAGCUGGCAUUACAUCGUCUCAACAGGGCGGUGGUUUAAAGAGGAAAGCUGAAGAUAUUUCUACUGAACGACCUAAAACCACUAAACCGAACGGAUCCGAAACUAGGUCUCCCAUCACAUCAAAACCUCCUUCAAAUGGCUUGCCGUCCUCUAUUGCACCACAAACCACCGCAAAGCCUUUAGCAAAACCGGCCCCGAGAGGUUCGUACGCUGAUCUGUUAGCGAGAGCGAAAGAGGCACAACAGACAAAGACGCCAAGUCAGAUCGGAAUGAUCCAUCACAAGGCAACGGACAAAGUCAAGCCAUCUAAGCUAAACGAAAAGUUGGCUGAGAGGAAGAAAGAGGACCAGGACAAAAGCAAGCCAGGUUUACCACUGUCAAAAGCCGGUACAACUGGAAAGUCUGAAUCUCGAUAUCGAAUUGGUAGUCCCGUGAAGAAGGUUGAGAAAGACAUUCCAAAACAGCCGAAGAAGCCGCAGCCACCACUGCAUGGACCAGCGGUGUACAAAGGUACGAUGGGCCAGGCAGCCAAGCGGCCAGUAGACGAGAUUCGUCGUAAGAAGCCAAGUCGAAACGAUGACUACCUCGGUACAGAUGAGGAAGACGAAGGAGAUUAUGGCUAUGACGAUGAGGAUGAAGACGAUUAUGGUUCCGAUGCAUCAGACGCCAUGGAAGGUGGUGGGUUUGACGAACUUGAGGAAGAGGAACGUAUGGCAGAGAAGAUUGCAAGAGAUGAAGAUGCUCGAGAGUUGGCACUAGAGCAGAGAUUGAAGAAGGAGAAGCUGGAGAGGAAGCAGAAAUUGGCGGCUUUGGCUAAGAAGCACAAAUAA
Messenger RNA from Lithohypha guttulata, 1002 nucleotides. RefSeq lists its product as uncharacterized. The transcript is spliced from 2 exons. The record is from RefSeq and is a predicted model, not a curated record. The coding region runs from base 1 to 1002 and encodes 333 amino acids. Lineage: Eukaryota; Fungi; Ascomycota; Eurotiomycetes; Chaetothyriales; Trichomeriaceae.